GGAAGGAUGAACUCCUAUACCCACAUCUGCGGAUCCAAGCAUGUGCAGGGCAGCACUGAGAGAGGUUACCAACGCUAUGGAGUUCGUUCCUACCUGCAUCAGUUUUAUGAGGACUGCACAGCUUCAAUUUGGGAGUAUGAGGAUGAUUUUCAGAUCCAGAGAUCACCUAGCAGGUGGAGCUCUACAUUCUGGAAGGUUGGACUCAUCUCUGGGACGGCUUUUAUGUUGAUAGGUUUAACAGUUCUUGUAGUGGGUUUUCUUGUGCUACCAAAAAUCGAAGUUCUUGGGAAAGACGAUUUUGUUGUGGUGGAUACUCAUGCCAUUCAGUUUAAUGGGUCCCUUGAUAUAUGCAAGCUGUCAGGAGCAAUCUUGUUUUGCAUUGGAGUGUCUACCGUGGCAGCAUGUUUGCUGAUGUCUGCUUUUGCUAAAAGUUACUCCAAAGAAGAAAAGUACCUCCAGCAAAGAUUUAAAGAGAGAAUAGCUGAUAUAAAAGCUCAUGCAAACCCAGUCACAAAAGCCCCAGCACCAGGAGAAUCAAAGAUACCUGUCACUUUGUCCAAAGUUCAAAAUGUCCAGCCUUUAUCUGAAACCUGACCUUUCCUUAGGUUUUGUUUGUCACUUGUAAAUCACUUUAUCUGGAAAAUAUCAGCUGUUGUUGGCAUACGUGCUAGUCAAUUACAACAAGUGCUCUGCUGUACAAAUGCACAGCUGAUGGGGAAGCUGCUCCAAUACAAAGUUAGAAUUGGUAAAAGUGAAAUUAUGUUGUUAGUCCUGUGACCAGUAUAUUCAGUGUAUUCAAACCUUUUAAUCUGUGUUGAGCCAGUAAGUUCUUGCAACAAUGAUUAGGUGUUUAGCAUAUCAGAUUGCAUCCCU
Molecule: messenger RNA, 873 nt
Organism: Eurypyga helias (sunbittern)
Lineage: Eukaryota; Metazoa; Chordata; Aves; Eurypygiformes; Eurypygidae
Gene: NRSN1
Product: neurensin 1
Exons: 2
Coding region: 7-594 (195 amino acids)
Biological process (GO): nervous system development
Cellular component (GO): neuron projection; transport vesicle; neuronal cell body
Source: RefSeq, a predicted model, not a curated record